Messenger RNA from Chara braunii, 1350 nucleotides. The record is from the annotation of a GenBank genome assembly. Lineage: Eukaryota; Viridiplantae; Streptophyta; Charophyceae; Charales; Characeae.
GCACGUCGCACAAGAGAUUCACUGCAACAUUCACAGUUCUCUUGCAGGUUAUGUUUUUUAAACCUCACAUUUUGUUUUCAAAGUUGAGGAACAAACCAGCAAUAAGUUGAUCAGUACUUGUUGAUGUGAACAAUUUAGGAAUGUGGAGCGACGAAACCAUCACGUCAUACCUCAAGAAUGUCAUUGAGUGCAGGCGUCAAACAGCAUUUGAGAGGCAGCAUGUGCUGCUUCUCAUUGACAGUUAUGGCCCGCACCUGAAACUGCGUGAGAAUUCAAAACUGCAAAGGCAGAAUAUUCAUGUGUUCAUCAUCUCGCCCUGCUUGCCCAACCUGCUCCAGCCGCUCGAUGUCGCCAUCAACAGAUCCUUCCAGCAGCACUACUCUCGGAGAUAUGAAGCAUACAUUCAGACAGCAAUUGAGGAUACAAGUUUGCAGACCACGGCUGGCAACCCAAGAUGCCCUUCUUAUCAAAUGGUGGCAGACUGGGUAUGUGAGUGGGUGAAAACGAAAACAAGGGAGGACAUCACAAAUUCAUUCCAUAUGUGCAGAUUGGUGUCCAAGGCUGAAUUCACAUUGGACAAGCUGCAUGCACUGUUGAAGGUCCUCUUUGAUUCGGUUUUGAACAUGGAUGAGUGGAAUGAUUUGUAUGGGCAAGAAUUUACUGUUGCUCCAGAAUCUAUGAAUCUGGAGCUUCUGCAGCCCCCUGAGUACUUCAUUCCGUAUGAUGCACAAGAAGGAGAACCCUGCAGUUUCUGGCAGUGUCUUCACCGGGCUAUUUAUGGUUCACACCCUGUUGUCACAUGCAAGGAGUUCAGGCAUGCUAUGAUAGAGAAGAUGAAGGGUAUGGAUGAAUUGGCGGACAUCACCGAUUCUCGGUAUUUUGCACAGCUGCAUAGUGGUGGCAAAGUUGAUGAGGACAUUGUGGGUUAUGCUGUUAGCCAGAUGGGAAGGUGCACAAUCCGCAUACAAGAUGCUGCUGAUUCUUCCUUCCGGGUCAUUGAGCCCAAUAACCCGGCACAUGAAAUGAACCUUGUAUGUGUGAAUGAGUUUUAUGUGUUGAAGUUGUGACCGGAGGGAAACUGGAACUUAUUUGGCUUCUUUUUUUUUAUUUUCCCUUGGUCCCGUCACUUUAUUUUUCUCCCCCUCGCCCUCCCUUACUUCAUUCUUCUUAUGUGGGAUUUUUUUAUUCUUCUAAAUACCGUCAGUGUGCAACAUUUUUAGUGCUCGGAGUUUUUUGAAAUGGGGGUGGGUUUCGAUGCCUGAGUUUCGAAAUGGCGUACAACUUGCAGUUGUGGCCCUCUUUCUGGCUGUAUGCCUGAGUUUUGAAAAGGAGUAAAGCUUGCAGCUGUGA